AUGGCCAGGCUGGCGCUGCGUCCUGUGCCCAGCAGCGGGCUGCUGGUGCUGCUGGUGCUGCUGGUGCUUCUGUCAGGUGAGCCGGUGUUCGCGGGACCGAAGGACGCGCCUCGGAAUUCCCAAGGAGGCAUUUGCUCCUCGAUCUGGCAGUUCCCACGUUUCAUAGCCAGGAAACGGAACUUCAGCGUGACCAUCGUUUGCUUCCUGGAGGUCACGGGCAACGUGAGCUGGUUGUGGAAACAGGAUAUGGACUCGGAGCUCAGGAAUCUGAUCGUGAAGCCGGGACACUUCGAGCAGACCCAGAGCCCGUCCAACGCCACCCUCACCAUCAAAAACAUCGGGUCCGAGGACAACGGCAUCUACUUCUGUCAGCACACACGUGCGGACGGGGUCGUGGAGAAGGGCGGCGGCAGCGAGCUCCGAGUCAUGGGGUUCAGCUCCUUGAACCAGCUGAAGCGGCGGAACACACUGAAAGACGGCAUCAUCAUGAUCCAGACCCUGCUCAUCAUCCUCUUCAUCACCGUGCCCAUCUUCCUGCUGCUGGACAAGGAUGACAGUAAAGCCGGGAUGGAGGAAGACCACACCUACGAGGGCCUGAACAUUGACCAGACGGCCACCUACGAGGACAUAGUGACUCUGCGGACGGGGGAGGUGAAGUGGUCGGUGGGUGAGCACCCAGGCCAGGAGUGA
Messenger RNA from Pipistrellus nathusii (Nathusius's pipistrelle), 690 nucleotides. Lineage: Eukaryota; Metazoa; Chordata; Mammalia; Chiroptera; Vespertilionidae. The record is from the annotation of a GenBank genome assembly.